Molecule: messenger RNA, 1933 nt
Organism: Rhinichthys klamathensis goyatoka
Lineage: Eukaryota; Metazoa; Chordata; Actinopteri; Cypriniformes; Leuciscidae
Gene: foxa2
Product: forkhead box A2
Exons: 2
Coding region: 392-1627 (411 amino acids)
Biological process (GO): regulation of transcription by RNA polymerase II; anatomical structure morphogenesis; cell differentiation
Molecular function (GO): RNA polymerase II cis-regulatory region sequence-specific DNA binding; DNA-binding transcription factor activity, RNA polymerase II-specific; protein domain specific binding
Source: RefSeq, a predicted model, not a curated record
UAUAUGUAUUUUUUUUUCUCCUCGUCGAAAUCCGAUCCGGUUUUAUACAACUCAAUAUUAGCCCUGAGAUAAUAUUAACUUUGAGAUCAAAUAUUGACUUGAGGCGCCUCCAAAUCCUCCCCCAUCAUCUCGACGCCCUGCACUAUCCUAACAAAGUUGUGCUUGACAUGCAAUGCAAACUUUUCAUUUCCAAUUAUGGAUACCGACGAAUACAUGGGUUUUAUUAUUCGACAACAUCGGGCGUCCAGAAGCGAAAAUAACCGCGGGCGUUUGACUUUUGAACAGAUCUAGGCUACUAUUGGUUUUUAAUUUCUGAGCGGCGGUAAUAUCGACUCAACAACAGCGUUUUGCGGCAAUAUGUUGGAAACCUAAAAAUAACCAAAAUAAAUAAAUGAAUAAAAGUGAAAAAAUCCUCCCGAAAACAAACUUUCACUUUAUCCUGACGCAUGGUUCUAAAUAUCUAGCAUGUUACACCUCGGUCAGCAACAUGAACACUGGACUGGGAAUGAACUCCAUGAACACUUACAUGACUAUGUCUGGAAUGGGUUCGACUGCAAACAUGACAGCAGCAAACACCAUGAACAUGUCCUAUGUCAACACGGGAAUGAGUCCUUCAAUGACAGGCAUGUCCCCCGGUGCGGGAGCGAUGGCCGGCAUGGGUGCGGGUAUGACGGGCAUGAGUGCAGCCCUGAGCCCGACCAUGAGCCCAAUGGCAGCGCAAGCACCCUCCAUGAACGCCUUAACCUCGUACAGCAACAUGAACGCUAUGAGCCCCAUGUACGGCCAGUCGAACAUAAACAGAUCGAGGGACCCGAAGACCUACCGGAGGAGCUACACGCACGCCAAGCCACCCUACUCGUACAUUUCCCUAAUAACCAUGGCCAUCCAGCAAUCCCCCAGUAAGAUGCUGACCCUCAGCGAGAUCUACCAGUGGAUAAUGGACCUUUUCCCUUUUUACCGACAGAACCAGCAGCGCUGGCAGAACUCUAUCCGCCACUCGCUGUCCUUCAACGACUGUUUCCUGAAAGUCCCACGCUCCCCGGAUAAGCCAGGCAAAGGUUCGUUCUGGACCCUUCAUCCCGACUCCGGGAACAUGUUCGAAAACGGCUGCUAUCUGAGAAGGCAAAAGCGCUUCAAGUGCGACGUUAAGAAACUUAGCAAGGAGCCGGGUCGGAAAACAUCGGAGGGCGGAUCGAACAGCAGCUCCGAGAGCUGCAACGGGAACGAGUCUCCUCAUUCCAACUCGUCUAGCAACGAGCACAAAAGAUCCCUGUCUGACAUGAAGUCGGGUCAGGGUCUGAGCCCGGAGCACACAGCCUCUCCGACCUCCCAGGCGCAGCAUCUCCUGGCGCAACAUCACUCUGUUCUGGCGCAUGAAGGACACCUGAAGCCAGAACACCACUAUUCCUUCAACCACCCCUUCUCCAUCAACAACCUCAUGUCCUCGGAGCAACAGCAUCACAAAAUGGACCUAAAGACUUAUGAGCAAGUGAUGCAUUACGGUUACGGCUCUCCGAUGGCCGGCGCGUUAUCCAUGGGCUCCAUGGCCAGCAAAGCGGGCCUGGAUUCGCCGGACACAUCCUAUUACCAAGGUGUGUACUCCAGGCCCAUCCUGAACUCUUCCUAAACACCCACGGACCUCGUGACAAUUUGUACAUUUGUAAAAUGGUUGUGUAUAUGUAUUCUGAUUUUUGACGUUUCCCGUUCUUUUAGAUGUUCAUUAGUAAUUAUUUUGUAAAAGAAAUGUUGACAAUGUGACGAACUCUUCGAGGCGGCUUUUGAAAAUGGACCAAAAUCACACCGAAGGACUGCGGACGGAUUGAACUUCUUCAAUCACUUGUGUAAACUUAUUUAUGGCUUGUAAAUGUGUAUUCUUGUAGUUGAUGACAAGAAAAGAAUCUAUAUUAAAGUGUUAUUUGGAAUUUUUUCUCAA